GUUAUACCCAAUUACCGUUCUUGGUCUUGACCGUUCCUUCUUCCCCUCUGCUUCCUCUCACGCUUCAAAUUGUCACCUAACCCCUCUCUCUCUCUCAACUCUCCCCCUCCCAUUCUAUUCUACUUCUUCUUAUUCCUCUUCUUCUCACCUUCUGACCCACCCUCCUGCGGUCCUGUUCCUCUUCUCCUCUUCCCCAGACCCCAAAACCCUUCUCCAGAACCCCAGAAGAAGAGAGGGUGCUCUGCGCCUCCGCUACGGUAGCCAUGUCGGAGAUCGUGUCAGACGCAUGGAAGCGCUACCUCGGGCAGCUUCAAGAACACCCUCUUAGAACAAAGGCAAUCACUUCUGGCGUUUUGGCGGGAUGCAGCGAUGCGAUUGCUCAAAAGAUCGCUGGGAACAAGAAGCUCCAAUUGAGAAGGUUGCUUCUUGUCAUGCUCUAUGGUUUUGCCUAUGCUGGACCUUUUGGUCACUUUCUGCACAAGCUUAUGGAGAUUAUUUUCAAGGGCAAGAAAGGAAAGGAGACUGUUGCUAAGAAGGUAAUAUUGGAACAAUUGACUGCUUCACCGUGGAACAACAUGUUUUUUAUGAUGUACUAUGGUCUCGUCAUUGAAGGAAGACCAUUUAGUUUAGUGAGGGGCAAGGUCAGGAAGGAUUACCCAUCUGUUCAGUUGACUGCAUGGAAGUUUUGGCCUAUAGUUGCUUGGGUGAACUACCAAUAUAUGCCUCUGCAGUUCCGUGUUCUUUUCCACAGCUUUGUUGCUUCAUGCUGGGCGGUAUUCCUAAAUCUAAAAGCACGAUCAAUUGCUGCUAAGAGGGAAUAGUGACCUUAUGAGAGAAUUGCUAUCGGUUGUGUGCUUGCAACCAGCUUCCCUCACCAUGCUUCGACCGGUUCCUCAACCCGGGUUAGUGAGAAGUUGAGAACCCUAUCAUUCACUUAUCAGUAAGUUUAGUGGGCUUGUCUUGUUGCUUUGUCCAAAUAAAAAAAUAGAAAAAAAAAGAAAAAGAAAAUCCAUGGUCAUUUCUGUGCUUUAUAGACAAUGAAAACAAGUAUUGCUUGUUCUGUUGCAGUGUGAUAUUUGGUUUGUGUAUACAUAUCCGCUUAUGACAUAUGAGCGUAUCGCUUUGUUCUGCAUUUGACAUUUAAAUAAUCAUACAUUAAUUAAGCGUUGGGCUUGUUUCAAGC
Elaeis guineensis (African oil palm) is the source of this 1183-nucleotide messenger RNA. Its product is annotated as peroxisomal membrane protein PMP22. NCBI's taxonomy places the organism in Eukaryota, Viridiplantae, Streptophyta, Magnoliopsida, Arecales, Arecaceae. The record is from RefSeq and is a predicted model, not a curated record. Gene Ontology annotation, cellular component: cytoplasm; membrane.